UUAAAAACCUUUUUUUUAAUUUUUGUUGUUUUUAUUACUUUUUUUUAAAUUGUGCUAUGUAUUUUUUCCUUUUAGGCCUCCUGAUUAGGCCUCAUAGAGUUUCAGUUUUGUAAAUAAAUUCUGAAAUGCAAAGGUAUCUCAAGCCUGGAGUGGUGGGCAUAUUAAAUACCGGUGUAGCAAGUAGGAAGAGUUGAUAAUAAAUGACAGAUAAAAUUUUGUUUAGCCCAAGGGGGAGCUCGCAUGGAGGAUAAGAUACCAUGAUUGCAAAUGAAUGAAAAGAUGUGAGAAUAUGGAGUAGAAGAUUAUCUGUCCCAGUUUUAACCUCAAAUAUAUCUUUUAUUGCAUGUGGUAGUUUAAAUAUACUUUUAAAUUGUUCAGGAAAAAGAAAAUAUGCUGCUCCUGUGUGCAAAUGUUGUAUCAUCUUUAGUUUAAGUGUAUAUAAUAUAAGAAUAUUAAAUUAAGAAAAUGAAUCAGCAUAAAGGAAAAACAAAAUGCCGUGUUAUACAAAGCCACCGAUACGCCCAGAUAAUCAUCGUUGAUAUUUCUGAGCCAGGACUUGACUCGUAUUGUGAGAACAUAUCACUGGCACUUGAAGAGUUUUUGUUACUACAUAACAGCUUGCCCGGUGCACCAAAGUUGCAGUUGCUAAGUGUGUUUGUCAUAGGCGAAAGCGUUGAGUGUAUUCUACCUAUUCAAAAUACCAAAACAAAUCAUCAAAAGAUUAUUCAGUCAAUACAAACACUGAGGUAUUACCAUGGUAUCCUAGAACACAGCAAGCAUGAGUUUGAAGAAAAACUUUCCUUUGUGUUAAUGGAGUCGUUUACACAGUUGCAGCAAAUGGCUAAGUACACAAAGCCAACAUCUUCACAAUGUGAUGUAUGCGUUUUCACUUGUCGACGUCAUAUCGAGAAGCAAGUGGCUAGAGUGGUGAAGGAACACAACAUGAACUUAAUCAAGAAAGUUCAAAUAGUGCAUAUAGUACACACCAUCUCAACAGAUGCAGAGAUUGGUAGUAGUGCAGAAAGUUCAGCAGGUUCUGCAGAUAGUGCUACAACAGAAGUGAUGUGUGGAUACGUUGAGUCAUUGUUUCUACAACAUGAUCGUUUAAGUUUGGAACAAUUUUUUAAAAGCUGGUUGCAAGAUACGGGUUCGGACGACCUGCAUCUCAUCAUGAAUUUUCAUAGUUUUAACGUGAAAUGUGAUCUUGUCGAUGCUGUUGUGAACCCACUCCAUUUUGCCGCAGGCCGAAAUUUGAUUUUAGAGACGGAACUCAGUGUGAUCAACAUCAACAAUUCUCUUUCUGCAAAGUCAAGACAACCUGGGUUGGCAGUGUAUACUUUAACGCCGAAAAUGAUUGUACGAAGUGCGGAGAUAUGUGAGUCUGUUUUGUUUGGUUUCCCGUUGAUCUUAAAACCAACUACUUGCUGGAAACUGGAAUGGGAAGAACUGGAACAGAACCAAAGUUAUUUUUCAAGCCUUAAUGCAUACCUUCACAAAGAAUUCUCAGCUCUGUUAAUGGAAUGUUCCUCCACAAACACACUAAAGUCGUAUUUCUUCUUACUGCCAUCUUCUAGUGGCAUGAUGUUGAUCAAAUCUGUCGCAACGCGCGACAUUAUGUUGCCGCAUGACGCUGUCGCCACCUCGCCAAAUUGUGUAGUGAGUGAUGAAGUUCAAGAAGAAAUGGAAAAGAUCGAAGUUGGUCACACCUACAAUCCAUUUAAUUUUACUUGUGGUUUGUUUACUCGUCUACCAAAGACGACUAUUGAAGCCAGCAGAAAACCUCUUUCAUCAAGCACAAGCAGCUUCGCAAAAAGUUCUUAUAAAGACGCGCAUACAAAGAAGAGACUGGGAAAUACCGAGUUCACAACAGAUCUAAAGUCAUCCGCGAAAAGACCAACAAAAAAAUAUGUACCUCGCUUUACCGCCCGCACGUAUCUUAACAACGAUAAACAGAACGAAAGUCGUUUCAAUUUGACUAGCGCGUUCACUGACAACGAACAAAAGAGGAAGAGCUUGUCAUUUGAACCAACUUCUGAUGUGUGAUUAUGCGAUGAUGGUGUCUUAUUUUAUUGGGCGCCGCUACCGUUGAUAAUUUAGUUCAAAGACAUUUAGUCCAGGGCAAGCGAAAAUGAUGAGUUUCUUUAUGAAAAUACUUAUUGUUGCGUUUUUUAAAUUUGUAUAUUGUGUGAUAAAUAAAGUUGAAGAUUUACUUAGGUUCGUUAUGACUUAUAAAAACGGCAUAGAUUUUACGAAAUUUGGCUGCGAAUCGCGAUGAAACAAAACGAGGAACUGACACAAAGACAACAACACCACCUUACCAACCUCGAUCCCAGGGCUUGUAACACUUUUCAAGUGCUGCAGAGGUUAAAAACUUACUCUUUUAUAAUCACGCUUUCUCAUAAGGAGGAUCGAUAUGUAAUUGUAUGGCAUGCUUUCGCCUUUUCUAGCUCACUGUUACCAACCACAAUUCCUUGCUUAAAUAAAUUCCAUAAAAGCUGAAAUAAACUCCUUGGCCGUUAUUAAAACUUUUACUUUCUUGCCUUGGUGUUCAUUUAGUAAGUAAAAAAUACACGACCCCGUCUUAAAAAUUUAGUAGAUCCUCUCAACGGUGAAUAAUUUGCAAAAAAAAAAAGACAAAAUUUUUGUCUGCUUCCAGAAAAGUGUCCAUCUUAGAUCUGGUUUGUGUUUUGCAGGACUUCAGCAACCUUUUUUUUAUUGCUCAACGGUGCUGCGCUGUUUGACCCAAACCCCUGAUACUCAAACAACAUUAAGGGGAACGUUAAGUUGGACUUAUGUUAUAGAGCUUAAAAAGUCGGUUAAUAAGUCUUUAAAUUUUAAAAAAGCUCUUUUCGUUCUCCAGAUAUUCGCAUUUAAAGAAUUUCAGAUUUAAUUAUGCUGCAUAGAUUAUGAUGCCAUAUUUAAGUAAAUAUUUGUUUACAUCCCGCGCGGCAGUCUACUUUUCAGAGAAUCUCCCUUCCAGUCUAGUUAUUACAAACAAUAAUGGACGUCAAUCCGUAGAUUUGAUUUUUGUUGAGGCAGCACAUUCUGAUAUUGUUUUUCUUUAGACAACCGGAUGUAUAAGUUGGGUAAAAAGUAAAUAUUUUAUCAUAUUUUAUGUCAGAGUUGAUAGUAUUGGAUUUUUAAAAUGCUUCUAACACAUUUUCACAGUUCUAUUCUUAUCAAUGGUUUUGUUCUGCCCAAUCUAGGAAGGCGUCCCGUCCUAAGACUGGCUAGGCCAAUCUUCUGACAGUGACAACUAGGUGGCCAGUCUUAAAACUGGACUGCUCAACCUAUGGACGUAGAUGUUCAAUGUUAGAACAAUUGUGAAAGACAAAGAGAACAAUGAAAAGUUUAGACUGUAGCUGUAUAUACCUCUUAAGAGGAACUUUAAAUCAAAACUUUUCUUGGCAAAUCAAAGGGCUAAGAAAUUAUACCAUGUAAACUAUUUACGCAUAUUGACUGGGUAUACUAACAAUAUGGUUGAAUACGAUUUAUCUGAUUCUUUGUAUAUAAACUUUUUUUAUUUUCUUAUUUUAUUCUUAAAAUUUGCAAAAAAUUGUAUAUAAAUGCUAAAUGUAUAAUAUUGGAAGAGGGUAAUAUACCCCGUCCAACCCAUGUUAGCAUGGAAAACGGACGUUAAGCCGAGAAUGGUGAUGAUGAUGAUUAUAUAUGUUCCAGCUACAACUUAGCUACGAUUUUUACUGUGUCCAAAAACUGGCAGCCGGAUUAUGUACACAUGAUCCGAUUAUGUUUUUUUUGCACUGGUUAUGUAGUGGUGACCGGAUUAUGAACGCUGAUAUAAUGGCUGGUCAGGCAGGCUGUGAUUGGCAUUUUCUUCGAACUUUUGUGAAUUAAACAUUCUCUGGAAGAUAGAACACCCCUAAAAACUAGAGAUGGCGGAAGAAAAAAGUCUCGACGUAAUUCUUAGUUUAAAACUAAUCUUGUAGUAAAUACAUUUCAGCAUAAUAUACUUUGAAGUAACUAAAUUUCA
Molecule: messenger RNA, 3991 nt
Organism: Hydractinia symbiolongicarpus
Lineage: Eukaryota; Metazoa; Cnidaria; Hydrozoa; Anthoathecata; Hydractiniidae
Product: meiosis 1 arrest protein-like
Exons: 14
Coding region: 466-2043 (525 amino acids)
Biological process (GO): spermatogenesis; male meiosis chromosome separation; meiosis I
Source: RefSeq, a predicted model, not a curated record